Molecule: messenger RNA, 4898 nt
Organism: Artibeus jamaicensis (Jamaican fruit-eating bat)
Lineage: Eukaryota; Metazoa; Chordata; Mammalia; Chiroptera; Phyllostomidae
Gene: PAQR5
Product: progestin and adipoQ receptor family member 5
Exons: 8
Coding region: 209-1201 (330 amino acids)
Cellular component (GO): membrane
Molecular function (GO): signaling receptor activity
Source: RefSeq, a predicted model, not a curated record
CCCGCCCGCGUGUCUAGGGGCCGCUACGCCCGGAGGAGCUCCCGGGUCCACGCGCCCUCUCGGCUGGACGCCCGUGACCCUCGGAACGCAGGGACGCAGCCCCGGCACCCACUGGCCAGAGCAUCCCCAGGGCCAUGUCAGAACUUUGAGUGAAGCCCGGUGACAGGGAGUGGCUGCCACCCACCUGCCUCCCCAACAGGGCUUCAAGAUGCUGAGCCUGAAGCUCCCCAGGGUGUUCAGCAUCGACCAGAUGCCCCAGGUGUUCCAUGAGCAGGGCAUCCUCUUCGGCUACCGACAUCCACAGAGUUCCGCCACAGCCUGUAUCCUCAGCCUCUUCCAAAUGACCAAUGAGACCCUCAACAUCUGGACUCACUUGCUGCCCUUCUGGUUCUUCGUGUGGAGGUUUGUGACCGCACUGUAUGUGACAGACGUCCAGAAUGACAGCUACUCCUGGCCUCUGCUUGUGUACAUGAGCACCAGCUGCGUGUACCCCCUCGUGUCCAGCUGUGCCCACACCUUCAGCUCCAUGUCCAAGAAUGCCCGACACAUCUGCUACUUCCUGGACUACGGCGCUGUCAACCUCUUCAGCCUGGGCUCAGCCAUUGCCUACUGUGCGUAUUCGUUCCCUGACACCCUGGUGUGCAGCACCUUCCAUGACUACUACCUGACUCUGGCUGUGCUGAACACCAUCAUCAGCACCGGCCUCUCCUGCUACUCCAGGUUUCUGGAAGUCCAGAAGCCCAGGCUGUGCAAGAUGCUCCGCGUCCUCGCCUUCGCUUAUCCCUACACCUGGGACUCUCUCCCCAUCUUCUACAGGCUGUUCCUGUUCCCAGGGGAGAGUGCACAGAACGAAGCCACCUUGUACCACCAGAAGCACGUGGCCAUGACUCUCCUGGCCUCUUUCUUUUACUCGGCGCACCUGCCAGAGCGCCUGGCCCCCGGGUGCUUCGACUACAUCGGUCACAGUCACCAGCUGUUCCAUGUGUGUGUGAUCCUGGCUACAUACAUGCAGAUGGAAGCCAUCCUUCUGGACAAGACUCUGCGGAAGGAAUGGCUCCUGGCCAGCGCCGGGGCCCUGUCUCUGCCUCAGAUAGCCGGAGCCGUGCUUCUGUGCCUCGUCUUCAGCCUGAGCAACAUAAUUUACUUCUCAGCUGUUCUGUAUCGGGCGCCUGAGCCAGAGCCACAUAAAAAAGAAGCCUGAGUCAGACCCUCUUUGUGCCAGAUGUCAAUGCCAAACUACAGCAUCCUAACCACCAGCAAGUCCCACCAGAUGUGUGGGACCAGUUCACACUGGCCUGAAAUAUUCAUAAUGACUGGUGUCUUGGCAUUUUUGAGUGGGUUCAUAUCAAUAAGUUAUGUACCUGGGGAAAUUUCUCUAAAUGUGCACUGAUUCUGCAUGUGUGGUUUUAAAAGGGGAACGUGGGUUUGUGCAAGUCAUUGUUCAGGCACAUCAUUACUAUUUCAUUAAGUUUUAACUUUAUUUAAAGUGAGUUUUGCAAUUCUAUUUAAGCAGUUGGGUUGACCAUACUGCCUUCACAGCUUUACCGUUAAACAGUUAGGUGAAGCUUUACAACCCUUGUAGUAUUACUUUUUAAAAGUGGAACUUGCUUCAUUUGAUGAGUUCCAUGUAGCAAAGCCUCUCCCAAGGGCUUCCGCAGGGGAGGGGAGUGAGCCAGAAAGGUCAGGGACAGGACCUUAGAGAGGGGACCUGGGGUCUGUGGGAGCCCUGGGGACUGGAAAGGCGUUCCGGAAGGAAGAGAGAGACCUGGUUUGAGGAGGGGUCUUCUUUCUCUUCCCACCUAGUGAAGGACAUGGACAGAAAGAGCGCCCUCUUUUUCCUCAGGUCUGUUCUGCUUCAGAGUGCAAAUUCCUAUGUCAGUGGAUUUGCAUUUUGGAGUAUGAAUUUGGAUUUUUGUAAAAGUCCACAGCCUAUGGCUGAUGUCAUCUCAUAUGUUCUGUUUUGCUCUGGUUUCUUGUUGCCCGUUUGAUGCUGUGAAGUAUUAUGCAGUGCAGGUGUAAUGUGUUACACUGCGGGAGUCGGCCGAGUCACGCCCUGUUGGUCCUGCUCAUUGGUCACCUUUUGAAACAAUGACAGCACUGUAUGUAGGGAUGUCAUGCAUCUCAUGUUGCUUCAUCUCUUCAAAUAUGCUGCAAAUUUUAGUGUUCACAUGCCGAAGACACUAAAGACCUUGCCAAACGAUUGGUCGAAUGUAGUGAUUUUCCAAGCUUUCCUGAGAAUCUGGAACACUUUGCUGAGCUUGUGACAAAUGCAGGCUCCCAGGGAAACCAGGAGACUCUGUUUUGCUGGUGUAAAUAUAGGUUCCCGGAAGGGCAUCUGCACUGGAGCAAGCCCACGUGAUGUUAAUGCAGAAGGGCCACAGGCCCAACUUGAAGAAACGCUGGUGUCAGGAAUUCCAGAAGGCACUGGGCUUUGUUUUCCUUGAUGUAAUUUUUAGCAACUCGUGACCUAAGGAUGUGUUCCCUGCUUCUACUCUGCAUAGCACUAAAACACUGAGCAUUUUCUCAUCUGUUGCAUUACUAAUUGAAGUUCAGUAUUUCAGGGUAUUUUUCAGAGCAUACAGAAAUGUUGACGCAAAGUGAUUGUCAACAGAGGCCCAUCCACCCCUGAUUUGCACUUGUUAAUGACUUAAGGGGCUGUCUGCAAUGCAGGAUCCUCUUUGCUGACUCAGGAACACCCCCAUGUCUUAGGAUACUGCCUUUCUGGUUAAUUGGCCCGGGUUGAAUGGCCUUGUAAAUAACUCAUCAUCCAAUCCUCUGAGGACAAGUAACAAUUUAUACUGGAUGAGAGUGGUCAAGAAAUAUGAUUUCAUUAGUUUUAUUAUCUGUUUACUCCCUCUCGGGAAAGUAAACUGAUAAAAUUAUAUGGUAAAUUUUUGGCCUCAGUACAUUCAUUGCAAACUAUUGUACCCGACAAAAUUUGGUGUUUUAACAGCAAUCUGAAAUCAUUAGUAAAAUUUUACUCCAGCGGGGUAAGUGGGCUUCCAUUUCAUUUUACUAUAAUGGCAAUUUUGUAGUGAAAAAAAGAACAGCAUUUAAAUAACUUAUUUUAGUAAUGCCAGAGACAUGAAGGCUUUCAUAUUCUCUUGUUUAUAACAGUAAAGUCAUGUUCUGCAUUCAGCUUAGACAUAGUUGGAAGAUAACAGGCGAUUAACCUGAAGGGCUUUUAGAUUAUUUCAUCUUUGGUGGUUACUUUUCGAGCCUAAAGAUGACAAAAGAAAUGUGAAAUCCUCAAAAUAAGAUCCAAUGUUUCACAAUGUUUUUGUAAGUUUGGUAAACUUAGUCCCAUUGUAUAUUUUUGGACAGUGUUACACAUUGAAGUUUUAUAACACUUUGCAGUACACUGAUUUAGAAGCUUCUAAGAUGUAGUAAGAAUGAGUUCAAAUAGGUGAAUUAUCACUAAGUAUUAAGUCUGAAGUGGGUGUAGUUUUGCCUACAUCAUCCCAGAAAGUCAAAAAGGUUGGCAGUGGGUUGGGCGAAGACCUCCCCAGGAAGAUGCUUUUUAAUGCAGUUCUCAAACAAACUCUGAUGUCUCUGUACACUUCAGACACACUUCAGACACGUGCCAUCCUCCCAUUGGUGUCACCUGCUCACCCUCGCCCUGUCUCAAAAGGGGUGAUGUGGGGGCCGGCAGGUACACUUCCAAUGGGAUGUCCUUCUUUCCCUUCCCCCUGCUUGAGAAACACAACUCUGAAACUUACCAGCCAUUACAUCUGUGAUAAAACUUGAAUGUGUUCGAACAAGGCCAUUUAGUCAACUGUCCCUCCCUUUACACAUUGUAGAGUUUCAUUUUCUACUGCUCGACUUUUAGAGAAGAACAAUCCAUCUUCUUUGUUGAAGAAAUGUCUGUCAUUGUUGAUUAGAACUGGAAAUGGGAGUUCAGAAACUUUUGAGUAAAAGUGAGUUAAAUAUUUGAUUGGUUGCAGUGUUUUUCAAAGUGGAACCCUGCUCAUAUGAGAAGUUCUGAGGAAGGGCAUGGAAUAGAAUGACACUGUCAGAUACAUUGGCAAAGCGUGUCUUUUGGGUCUAUUGUGUCCCCAGUUUGUUUUGGCCGUGAUACCCUUCAUAUGAAGCAUUAUACCCUUCUAACAUGAACGCCAGCCUCUGAUGUUCUAGUCAAUGAUCCAUAAUGGAUAAAAGGCAAAGACCCAUUCCCAAACUCGAAGAUUUUCUUUCAGUGUCUGGUUUCCUUAAACUAUGGGAGAAAUAAAUAAAUUUUAUUUAUUAUAAAGGAGUUGUCCUGUUUCCCACUUGCUUUGGCAAUAUUUCAUCUACCACACUGCAGAUGUGUUCAUUCACCUGAACAUGUGUGCAUUGCUAAAUCAUUCGAUGAGCAUUUAUUCAGUGCCUGGUGUAUACAGAGCAAACAUUGUCCUAGGAACCGGGGACACAGAAGUGAACAAAACCCACACUGUCCCUCCUCCCUCACAGAGCUGAUGUUCUGAUCAGUCAGUCAGACAAGAUUAAUUCAAAUCGUGGUAAGUGCUAUAAAGAAAAUAAGUCUGUUCUGGCUGGUGUAGCUCAGUGGAUUGAGUGCAGGCCUAUGAACCAAAGGGUUGCCGGUCUAAUCCCCAGUCAGGGCACAUGCCUGGGUUGUGGGCCAGGUCCCCAGUGCAGGGCGCUCAAGAAGCAACCACACUCUGAUGUUUCUCUCCCUCAUUCUCCUUCCCUUCAUCUCUCUCUAAAAAUAAAUAAAACCUUUAAAAAGCUUUUUAAAAAAGAAAAGAAAUCUGCCCUGGCUGGUGUGGCUCAGUGGACUAAGCACCAGACUAUGAACCAAAAGAGUUGUGCGGGCCAGGUCCCUGGUUGGGGGCGUGUGAGGGGCGACCAGUCAGUUUCUCUCCCACAUCGAUGUUUCUCUCCCUCACUUCCCUCUCUCC